CAGCCCUCUCAAUUCCUGGCAAAUAGAUGGGGAAGAAAUGGAGACCCAGCCACUUUCACAGUGCAAUAACAAAUGCCCUUUGGGCUACAGUAAGAGCAAGUUAGAAGGGAAGCCAUUUUGCUGCUAUGAUUGCCUUCAAUGUCCAGAAGGGAAGUUUUCAAACCAACAAGACAUGGAUGAAUGUUUUCAAUGUCCAGAUGAUGAGUACCCUAAUAAGAAGCAGGAUUUGUGCCUUCCCAAAGUUAUAACAUUCUUGAAGUAUGAAGAAUCUUUAGGGAUGGUUUUAGCCAGUUCUGCUCUUUUCUUUUCUUUGGUCACAGUUGCAGUCUUUUGGAUCUUUAUUAAGCAUCAGGACACUGCCAUUGUCAAAGCCAACAACCAAAAUAUCACAUAUGUUCUCCUUGUUUCUCUUCUGUUGUCUUUUCUUUGUACUGCAUUAUUUCUUGGGAAACCUAACAACGUGACAUGUCUCCUUCGUCAAACUGCCUUUGGCAUUAUCUAUUCAGUUGCCAUUUCUUGUGUUUUGGCCAAAACCACCAUUGUGGUUCUGGCCUUUAUGGCCACCAAACCAGGGUCCAAGAUGACCAAAUGGGUGGGGAGAAAACUAGCUAUGUCUAUAGUAUUUUGCUGCUCCUUUAUUCAAAGUAAUAUUUGUAUUCUAUGGCUGAUAAUCACUCCUCCAUUCCCAGACGUUGACAAAAAUUCCAUAUCAGAAGAAAUAAUCUUAGAAUGUAAUGAAGGAUCAGUCUUCAUGUUUUAUGGUGUCUUGGGCUUUAUGGGUUUCCUUGCCAUUAUCAGCUUCAUGGUAGCUUUCCUAGCUAGGAAGUUGCCUGAUACUUUCAAUGAAGCCAAGUUUAUCACCUUCAGCAUGUUGGUCUUCUGCAGUGUCUGGUUGUCCUUUAUUCCAACGUACCUGAGCACAAAAGGGAAAUAUAUGGUUGCUGUUGAGAUCUUCUCCAUUAUAGCCUCUAGUGGGGGGUUAUUAAUUUGUAUUUUUUCUCCCAAAUGUUAUAUUAUCAUUCUAAGUUUUUUAAAGGAUAUUAAGAAUAGCUCCUAG
Pantherophis guttatus is the source of this 1057-nucleotide messenger RNA. The record is from RefSeq and is a predicted model, not a curated record. Lineage: Eukaryota; Metazoa; Chordata; Lepidosauria; Squamata; Colubridae.